AUGAAGGCCUUUUCCUACGAAAAUUCCACCGACGGGCUUCAAUUGAAAGACCUGCCCGUUCCAGAGCCAAGUGAUGAGAGCGUUCUCAUCGAGGUCAUGGCCACAGGGAUCUGCCACUCAGAUUGUCACAUCGUCAGCGGCCACGGAGAUGACUAUAUCGCCAAAAGACCUAUUGUACUCGGCCACGAAGUCGCGGGAGUAAUUAGAAAGAUCGGAAAAAAUAUCUCUGGCUUUCAAGUUGGAGACGCUGUCACCCUCGCGCUUCUUAUGCACCCAGUCUCAGAGCGCGUCAACGGCGCAUACGUUGGGUUAAGCUUUGAUGGCGGCUAUGGCCAAUAUGUUGUCGCUCCACAGAAGGUUCUCGUCAAGAUCCCUGAUGGCAUCUCUUUCGCACAAGCUGCUGUUGCGACGGACGCGUUGGCAACUUCUUAUCACGCUGUCGUGGGCGAGGGCAGCGCUCGGCCAGGGUUGGUAAUGGGCAUUGUUGGACUCGGUGGAUUGGGCAUGCAUGGACUGCAAUUUGCCUGUCUCAAAGGAUCUAUCGUCUAUGGCUUCGAUAUCAAUGAGACCAAGUUUGCCCAAGCAAAAGGUCACGGGGCGAAGGAAUGCUUCACGUUACUUGAUGAUGCAACCGAUACCAGGAUUACAUUUGAUGUUAUCGUCGAUUUUGUCGGUCAUUCCACCACUACAUCCACUGCCAUCAAGGCCGUGAAGCCAGGUGGUAAAGUCGUGACAGUUGGUCUCGCGUCGUCGGAUGUCACGAUUCCAUCAAAUACAGGCUCGGGUUACAUCCUCAAGGGCAUAACCAUCGUUGGCUCCAUCGGCGCGUCAAUGCAGGACUUGAAGGAUGUUCUCACACUUCUGGCCGAGGGAGCUAUUAAACCCGAGCUUACAGAGGUUGCCUUUGAGGACAUUAGUCAUACUAUCAAGCAGCUGGCAGAAGGUACUGUGACAGGACGAGUUUGGACGGACCCGAACAAGGCAAUAAACUGA
Fusarium redolens is the source of this 993-nucleotide messenger RNA. RefSeq names its product chaperonin 10-like protein. Gene Ontology annotation, molecular function: oxidoreductase activity; zinc ion binding. The transcript has a single exon. The record is from RefSeq and is a predicted model, not a curated record. Bases 1 to 993 code for a protein of 330 amino acids. NCBI's taxonomy places the organism in Eukaryota, Fungi, Ascomycota, Sordariomycetes, Hypocreales, Nectriaceae.